GAAGAUCAGUCCGGUGUCGAUCGUGGCCGGAGACGAACUCUCACUCGCGCGGUCGAACCGAAUCCCGAGUGUUCCCGAGACUUAAUCCAAUCCUACUUCUUCUCCUACUCCUCGAUCCUCCUGUGUGUCCUUCCUUGUGUGUUUUCGUAGGGCUCGUGGAUAGGGUGACACCGUGGCUCCUGUGCACCGUGGUGAUGUGAGUUCGGCAAACGCACCAUAGUUUUGUGUCCCAAAAACCCCAACAGGAAGUGAGAAUCGGAAAAUGGCACCGAUCGGCGAUGCUGCUGCCGGGGAGGAGGUGGUGAGCGAGCAGCCGAAGGCCAGUGCGCCCGAAACGGUGGAACCCGACCAGCCCGCACCCGAGGCCAACGGGUACCGUGUGGCGGAAGCGAAGAAAAGUGCCAAAGAGGCCGAAGCUACCGGAGAGUGUCCGGAGAUGGCGAAAAUGCUGCCGGAAGACCUGGAGGACCUGUAUCGCGAUAUGCCCCUGACAAAGGACACGACCUGUGGCUUUGGGAUGUUCCGUGGGCCCCUGCUCCAGAGGUUCGCCAACAAGAAGGUGUACGUUUUUAUGUACGGCGUCGCGGGCUGCGUCUUUUCGGCCACGUUCGCGUACUUCAACGGCAUCAUCACGACGCUGGAGAAGCGCUACAAGAUCCCCAGCAAAAACACGGGUCUCAUCUCCGUCGGGAACGACAUCAGUGCGCUGCUGUUGUCCGCCAUUCUGAGCUACUACGCCGGCAAGGGUCAUCGACCGCGCUGGAUCGCCUUCGGACUGCUGCUGACCACGGUCUUCUGCCUGCUGACAGCCCUGCCGCACCUCCUGUACGGUCCGGGUGAGGCGGCCCUGUCGUUGACCACCGAGUACGGCGCUACCUACGAUGCCAACCAGACCUUCGAGGUGCUCGAGGCCCAGAAAGCCAAGACUCUCUGUCGAAGCGAUGGGAGCCGUGGCGCGGAGUGCGAGAAGGAAGAGGGCAACCUGGCCCCGCAGGUGGUCCUGUUUGUGGCCCAGUUUAUCUCCGGUAUCGGUACCUCGCUCUUCUACACGCUCGGCGUUUCUUACAUGGACGACAACAUAAAGAAGUCGAAGACUCCGGCGCUGGUCAGCGUGUCGUACUUCCUGCGCAUGCUGGGGCCCGCGAUCGGCUAUACCCUGGCGUCCUACUUCCUGAAGCUUUACAUCUCGCCCUCGAUGACGCCGACCAUCACCAACACGGACCCGCGGUGGCUCGGCGCCUGGUGGAUGGGCUGGCUCGUCCUCGGGCUCGUGCUCUCGUUCUUCGCCGUCUUCAUGGCCAUGUUCCCGAAGGAGCUCCCGCGAGCCGCCAUCCGGAAGCGGGUCGCGGUCGAGAAGCAGAAGCUCGGCCUGAAGGUGAGCGAGGCCGCGAAGCGCGAGGACGAGCUGCCAGCCUCGUUCAAGGACAUGCUGAAAACGUUCAAGCGUCUUCUGCGUAACAAGAUUCUGAUGCUGAACAACAUAGCCUCGGUGUUCUACUUCUUCGGCUACAUGCCGUACUGGAUCUUCACGCCCAAGUACAUCGAGACACAGUACAAGCAAUCGGCCUCGACCUCCAGUCUGGUGACCGGAACCGUGGCGCUCGUCUUCUCCGCCGUCGGCGUUCUCCUGUCCGGGCUGGUCAUCUCGCGCUACAAGCCCCGCGCCCGCUAUAUGGCCGCUUGGAACGUGCUAGUGGGAAUCCUGUCGGUCGCGGGGAUGAUCGCGUACGCCUUCCUCGGCUGCUCGGCCAGCGAGAACUCGGUUAUCGUCAACAUCGUCGACUCGUCGGUAGGAGUCACCACGCCGACGUGCAAUUCGGCUUGUCAGUGCGACUACGUCCGGUACUCGCCGGUUUGCGGCGAAGACGGAAACACGUACAUCUCGGCCUGCCACGCGGGCUGCCGGCUCCAGGCGCAGCAUGGCGAGCUGAAAAUCUACGGCGAGUGCUCUUGCAUCACGUCGGUGGCCAACUACACUAGCCCGCUCUACACCCAGCUGCUGAUCGACGGGAACCGCACAACGUGGACCCCCGGGUCGUCGCCGGUGUACGGUGGCGGCGGGUCGGCCAUCGCGGGACCGUGUCCGCUCGAUUGUUACCGCGAGUUCGUGACGUUCCUGAUAGUGAUGUGCUUCCUGAAGUUCUCGGGCGCCACCGGGCGGGCCAGUAACUUCCUCGUUUCGGUCCGGUGCGUCGACGAGCGGGACAAGGCCGUGUCGAUGGGCUUCGGCAUGAUGGUGCUCAGCCUGAUGUCGUUCAUCCCGAGCCCGAUCUUCUUCGGCCUGGUGCUGGACAAAACGUGCCUCGUGUGGGGCAAGACCUGCAGCGGUAAGGGAAACUGCUGGCUGUACGAUGGCCACACGCUGCGCUACCUGCUCAACUUCAUUGCGGCCGCGUUCGUCCUGGUCGGCACGCUGUUCGACUGUGGCGUCUGGUACUACGUGAAGGAUCUGAAAAUUUUCGACGACGAAGUGAACGAGAAGGAGCUCGAGCUGGCCGACAAGGAGGAGGAAGCCCUCACCGAUCGGCCCACUUAGGGGGCUGGUGCGCUCAGGUCUGCGGUCCGUGGUGCGUGCUCCAUCACUUCCUACUAAGCUUAAUUCGCGUUUGAUGUUUACAUCGUUUUUUUAUUAUUUUAAUUCCGUUUAUUUUGUAAAUACAAUCGUUGUUACAG
This is a messenger RNA of Anopheles cruzii, 2673 nucleotides long. Its product is annotated as solute carrier organic anion transporter family member 74D-like. Lineage: Eukaryota; Metazoa; Arthropoda; Insecta; Diptera; Culicidae. Gene Ontology annotation, cellular component: membrane. Gene Ontology annotation, molecular function: protein binding. Gene Ontology annotation, biological process: sodium-independent organic anion transport; transmembrane transport. The transcript has 6 exons. The record is from RefSeq and is a predicted model, not a curated record. The coding region runs from base 263 to 2536 and encodes 757 amino acids.